AUGAACGGUAUGCGACCACCCAUGAACGGCAUGCCACCAAUGAACGGUAUGCGACCACCCAUGAACGGUAUGCGACCACCCAUGAACGGCAUGCCACCAAUGAACGGUAUGCGACCACCCAUGAACGGUAUGCCACCAAUGAAUGGUAUGCGACCACCCAUGAAUGGUAUGCCACCAAUGAAUGGUAUGGGCGGUAUGCCCGAACAAAUGGGCGGUAUGCCCGAACAAAUGGGCGGUAUGCCUUGGCAAAUGAACAACGGUAUGCCCGGACCAAUGAACGGUAUGCCCCCACAAAUGGGCGGUAUGAACGGACCAAUGAACGGUAUGCCCGGACAGAUGAGCGGUAUGCCCGGAGCAAUGAACGGUAUGGAAGUUCCUCUACCAAAUCCUUCAGGAAAAUGGGUUGAUCGGUCUAAAAUGAAUUUGGCACCCACUGGUACCCCGACACGUGGCGAUGCAGAUAGCCAAAGAUUCAAUUUGGAAAAAAUGAUGGCAAUGAGAAGAAAUCUUGAGCAUAGUCGUCAGAACAAAACAGUCAGACUGGGAAUGCCUCCACAAGGUCAUAUGCCACCUGGAAUGGGAAUGCGACCUGGAAUGGGAAUGCGACCUGGAAUGGGAAUGCGACCUGGAAUGGGAAUGCCACCAGGAAUGGGAAUGCCACCUCAAGGUCAGAUGCCAAAUGGAAUGGGAAUGCCCCCUGGAAUGGGAAUGCCACCACAAGGUCAGAUGUCCCCUGGAAUGGGAAUGCCACCUGGAAUGGGAAUGCCGCCACAAGGUCAGAUGCCACCUGGAAUGGGAAUGCCACCACAAGGUCAGAUGCCACCCGGAAUGGGAAUGCCACCAGGAAUGGGUAUGCCACCUAGAGGUCAAAUGCCACCUGGAAUGGACAAGAGUCACAAUAGCGGUUUCGCUAACGAAGUUAAGUCUAUGAUGACGCAGGAAGCUGGUAAUAUUAAAAGUAUGGUUGAGUUUGAAAAUCACCUGAGUACCGCCAGAAGAGAAAUACUGAAAGAGUUUUAUACAGAUCUGCUUACUAGUCGUGUUAUUGAUAAUGUUUAUAGAAAGAAAAUGACCGAUGAACUGAACGCUAUAAAAGCACUUGACAACCAAGUUGGCAUGGUAACUAGAAGUGCUAUGGCCGGUAUGGGUGCGCUAGAUUCCGGUAUGAUGGCUGGACCAGAGGGCAUGCUAGCUGGACCACCAGGAAUGAUGGGCCCACAACCAGGGAUGAUGGCUGGACCCGGAGGAAUGAUGAUGGCUGGACCAGGGGGAAUGGUGAUGGAGCCACCACAUGGAUUUUUGGGUAAACCACAAGGGAUGAUGGGGGGACCUCAACCAGGGAUGAUGAGGCCACCACCAGGUAUGUCGGGGCCACUAUCAGAAAUGAUGGCAUCACGACAAAGGAUGAUGGGACCACGCCCAGGCAUGAUGGGACCACGACCAGAUAUGAUGGGACCACGCCAAGAUAUGAUGGGACCACGCCCAGAUGGUGGGAUGGGAUAG
Molecule: messenger RNA, 1503 nt
Organism: Patella vulgata (common limpet)
Lineage: Eukaryota; Metazoa; Mollusca; Gastropoda; Patellidae
Product: protein pygopus
Exons: 4
Coding region: 1-1503 (500 amino acids)
Source: RefSeq, a predicted model, not a curated record